AUGGCAAGCCGGACCACGAAGCCUGAUGUCCUCGGUUCGGGAUCAGUGAAUUACGGUCAUAACAGCAUAAUGCGGGGUGGUGGGCUUGCAUCCAAGCCCGCUUCCAAUGGUGGGUCCACCAAUAAUUACUGGCGAGGGCUCAUGAUUGGCGGGGAUAUGGUAAGAAGGAGGAGUGGGGUUUGCAGUAAUAAUACUGAUCCUGAAGAAUUAAAGAGGAUGGGAAAUGACAACUAUAAGCAUGGACAUUUCGCGGAGGCUUUGACUUUUUACGACAAGGCGAUUUCUAUUUCGCCGGCUAACUGCUCCUAUCAUUUCAAUCGUGCGGCGGCAUUGAUGGGUUUGAGGCGGUUGGUUGAGGCGGUUAGAGAAUGUGAAGAGGCAAUAAGGCUCGAGCCAGGGUACAUAAAGGCGCACCACCGGUUGGGAUCUUUGUUUCUUAGGGCAGAAGCUCUCUUGAAGCUCCACCAACUCGAUGAUUCUUUCUCGGCCAUGUCAAAUAUCCCUAAAUCCAAGUCAUCCAACAGUCCUCAUCCUUCCCAGAAGGUUUUCGAGAUGACUUUUAAAGCAUAUAUAUUAUUCGUUAGAACCCAAGUCGAAUUGUCCAAGGGAAGGUGA
This is a messenger RNA of Striga hermonthica, 615 nucleotides long. NCBI's taxonomy places the organism in Eukaryota, Viridiplantae, Streptophyta, Magnoliopsida, Lamiales, Orobanchaceae. The record is from the annotation of a GenBank genome assembly.